Messenger RNA from Penaeus indicus, 1442 nucleotides. RefSeq lists its product as uncharacterized. The transcript has 8 exons. The record is from RefSeq and is a predicted model, not a curated record. The coding region runs from base 75 to 1442 and encodes 455 amino acids. Lineage: Eukaryota; Metazoa; Arthropoda; Malacostraca; Decapoda; Penaeidae.
CACAGAACGGCUGGCAUUCUGUUCAAGGGAAGCUUCACGAGACGUACCUUAACAAUCCACGGAGUAGCCUGUGUAUGAAAAUCUGCUUUGAAAAGGCUUUGAGCUGCUCUGUAAAGGCUGGCCAACCCGCGGCCAAGAUGGAGGCCAGACAGGACUCCGGGAACAGCGCCUCCGAAUCGGUGCGUCUGACGGAAGACGAGCCGUUCUUCUGGGUCGAGAGAGAGAAUCAAGAAUCGGAAAAGAGAGGAAAAGGGGAAGAUACGAAAGAGAUGAAAGGAGAGAACGAAGAAGAUCAAGAAGAGGUGGAAUAUGACUUGUCAGUGACUCAGACAAGAGGCAGUCGGAUAACGGCGGAGAAAUUCAUGGAUUUGCAUGAAUUCGUGGAAAGUCAAAAGUCGUUCGUUUCGAACAAGUCCAUAAGUUCUGAUUCCCUCACUGUCAAUACUUCAAGAUCUUCACUGAACGAAACCGACUCAAGUGAUGACUCAGCGACAUCCUUCUCAUCAUCAGCCGAGAUGUCGUCGACUGAUGACUUAAAGGAGAACUACGAAGCCCACAUGUCCGCAGAUUCAGCCGAGGAGUAUCAAGAUACGGUGAGGACCCUUCAACACUACCGCCCUCGUAUAUCUCGUCGUCGUCGUCGCCGACUGGGUUUCUCUUCGCCCUCCUCCUCCUCCUCCUCUUCCUCCUCCUCCCCCUCCUCCCCCUCCAGCGCCAGCAGCGACUCGGACUGCUCCUGCGUGUCCUGCUCUUCCCAGAUGGCCGGAGUGACCAAGAAGUACUUCGGCGCGGAGGUCGGGCCCCCUGGCGGCGAGGGGACGAAGCAGCGGCGGGCGGCCAUCUGGCUGGAAAGCAUCAAGUACCUGUGGGGUAUUUUAUUCUAUGGUCUACUAGCGCUAUCUAUCCUGUUCCUUAUAACUGCGAUUUGGAUGACCCAGCGUGUGAAGGAAAGGGACGUUGGCUACAAAAUGCUCUACUGGAGCAUCUCUUUCGUGGUGGUGAUGACACUGGUGGUUCUGGCAUGGCAAGGGACAUGGCAUACUCUGCUGCGCCUCGGCUAUGGCGAUGGUGAUCACAUUCAAGACAGGAGGAACUUUAUAGAAUUUGCGCAAAAGAGAGAACUCGUUUACACAAUCCGUGGCGCUAUAUACGCUCCGACGAAUCCCGACCCGACGGCACACGCUUCGAAGUCGUGUUCCUCCUCGACGAAGAAGUCCCCUUCCUACUCGGUGGUGGCCUACGAGAGCGAAUUCGACUCCGACCUCUACUUCGACUCCGAUCUCGACUCCGACGGGCAGUACCGGCGCAGCAUCACGCCCUGGCAGGAGAUCGACGACCCGGAGAAGAGAGAGAGAAGGAACAUCUACACGAGGAAGGCCUGGCGGAGGGACGUUCCCGUGAUCUGGUGGGAGGUUUGGAAUCAGCCCCCUAGGGAUUUCUGA